AGGACAUGCUCUCUUUCUUUCUUUAGAAUCCUUUUACGAGGGCGUCUUCGUCGAGCAUAGAAUAAUAUAUUAUCGGGGCAUUCAAGUCAAUAAUGUACAUUUGCACCUAUGGAAAAAAAAAUACUAAUAAAUUGAUCAGAAUAGAAUUAAAGGUACAUUCAUUCUCUCGCUCAUCAUAGAAGAUCAAGUGCUGCAGAGGAGAGAAUAUGGGGAGGACGCCAUGCUGUGAGGAGAUGGGGCUGAAGAAGGGGCCUUGGACUCCCGAAGAAGACUUCAUCCUCACUUCUUAUAUUCAACAGCACGGCCAUUCCAACUGGAGAGCUCUCCCUAAACUUGCAGGUCUUCUGAGGUGCGGGAAGAGCUGCAGGCUCCGAUGGCUCAAUUACUUGCGACCGGAUGUUAAGCGCGGGAACUUCACCGAGGAUGAAGAAGACAUCAUUAUCAAGCUCCAUGGACUUCUCGGGAACAGAUGGUCUGCGAUAGCUGCAAAACUACCGGGACGAACAGACAAUGAAAUAAAAAAUUUCUGGCACACCCACCUGAAGAAACGAACCGAACAGCAUUCGCUCGCUACUGCUCAGAGGAAGAAUAUCUGCCAAAACAGUCGGGGAUCCAACCAUGAGAUCAAUUCUGUAAAAGUACCGUUUACAUUAAGCCGAAACAACCUGUUUGAUGAGCAGCUACUCCAGAGAUCAGUCCCACGCCAAUCACAAAGCCUUCUUCCCAAUCAACGUCAGCCACAUGACUCGACGUCGGGCGAAACCAUGAACCAGAGCAGGCCCAAUGGUGUCAACAACGACGACAUGGACUUCUGGUAUAGCCUCUUCCUAAAAGCAGGAGACCAAUUGGAAUGUAUCAUCGAAACAAGCCGAGCAUCCCAUUGACGUGAUCAAAUAAUCAAUUGCCCCUUCACUUCAAGUUCCAGACAUCAUGCAAAGCGGCCUCCAUAUUUUCUUUCUUAUGUGAGGCAUUUCAAUCUCUAAGCAGAGAGUGUAAGUCAGAGGAAAAAGCUCGGCUUCGAACAAACGCAACAUCGUUCCAAAAUAGCGCUGUAUUCAAAUAAGACAUGUAUCAUAAAGGUGCAAAUCCAUAAAAAGGGAAGUUGUAUUGUAGCUUUACUUCAUU
This is a messenger RNA of Punica granatum (pomegranate), 1125 nucleotides long. The record is from RefSeq and is a predicted model, not a curated record. NCBI's taxonomy places the organism in Eukaryota, Viridiplantae, Streptophyta, Magnoliopsida, Myrtales, Lythraceae.